Molecule: messenger RNA, 1238 nt
Organism: Cryptomeria japonica (Japanese cedar)
Lineage: Eukaryota; Viridiplantae; Streptophyta; Pinopsida; Cupressales; Cupressaceae
Product: protein EXORDIUM-like 2
Exons: 1
Coding region: 94-1062 (322 amino acids)
Source: RefSeq, a predicted model, not a curated record
CCAUGUUUCUCACUGUCCCAUUUUACUCAUUAAGCCAUUUUCCUUUUGCUUCAAUAAGUUUCAGAAAGCUUGAGAGUUUGUGGAAAACCAAACAUGGAAAGCUUGCGCUUCCUGCUUCUUUUCCUAUGCUCUUCUAUGGCAUUGCCACUAGCCAUUUCUUCUGGUCAAGGAAGAAAGUUGUCCGCGCUAGUUCCCUCGGCUCCCCUUGUGCUGCAAUAUCACAAGGGGCCUCUUCUCACAGGCCCCGCUUCGAUCAACGUCUAUAUUCUCUGGUAUGGCAAAUUCACCCCCUCCCAGAAAGCCACCAUUACCGACUUUGUCUCGUCGUUGGGAGCACCCAACGCCAUUCCAAACCGGCAGCCAUCGGUUAGCAUCUGGUGGGCGACCACGCAACGCUACACCGACUCAACCCGGAAAGGCGUCUCCGGGACUGUAAAGAUUGGAGGGCAGGCCUCCGAUGGUUUGUAUUCCCUCGGCAAGAAUCUCAAGAGAAGCCAAAUUGCUCUUCUGGUGAAAGGGGCGUUGGCUAAACGAUUGUUUCCCUCGGACAAAAGAGGAAUUUAUCUCGUGCUCACUGCAGACGACGUUUUUGUGGAGAGAUUCUGCAUGAACUCGUGCGGUUUCCAUGACUCGGUUUCUGUUUCCAAGAGAAGUACGAUUUUGUUGGGAUGGGUUGGGAAUUCGGGAGUUCAAUGCCCGGGGCAAUGCGCGUGGCCUUUUGCGGCGCCUCUGUACGGCCCUCCCACGCCGCCUCUUAUUCCACCAAACGGAGAUGUGGGUGUGGAUGGAAUGAUUAUAAAUAUUGCGGCGGUUGUGGCGGGAACAGCUACAAAUCCGUUCAACAGUGGGUAUUACCAAGGGAGUGCACUGGCACCGCAGGAGGCAGUGACGGCGUGUAGUGGAAUAUUUGGAAAGGGAGCGUACCCGGGCUAUGCGGGAGAUUUGCUGGUGGACAAGAGAAGUAAAGCGAGCUUCAACGCUUAUGGUGUCAACAAUCGGGAGUUUCUAGUACCCGCAAUGUGGAAUCCCUCUACUCUUCAGUGUAAAACUUCUGUCGCGUAAAUUUUUUCAUGUCGAUACCGGUAAUUCCAUUAUUUCUUAAUCGCUACUGAGAAAGCCUUUAAAGAACUGUUUCUGCUGAAGGUCCGUUCAAUAUAUGUAGUCCAGUGUGCCUAAAUUGAGUGUAAGAAACGCUGCAAAAUAAUACCUCCAUAUUGGCAAUUUGAAGAGAUUUUAUU